This is a messenger RNA of Arabis nemorensis, 813 nucleotides long. Lineage: Eukaryota; Viridiplantae; Streptophyta; Magnoliopsida; Brassicales; Brassicaceae. The record is from the annotation of a GenBank genome assembly.
AUGAAGAUCCAAAUACUCUGUUUCUUCAUAACUCUCUUCAUAAUUUCUCAAACCACUGCUUACAAAUUCAAUUUCGAUUACUUUGGUAAUGGUUCUGAUCUAUUCACAUUCCAUGGUGAUGCAGAGUAUGGUCCAGACACUGAUGGUAUGAGCCGGUCUGGAGCCAUAGCUUUAACCAAAGACAAAGCCUCAUUCUCACAUGGUCGAGCCAUUUACACAAACCCAAUCACUUUCAAACCAAAUUCUUCAUCUCUUUACCCUUUUAAAACCUCUUUCACUUUCACCAUCACUCCUCACCAAACAAACCCUAACCCUGGUCAUGGUCUUGCCUUCUUCCUCACAUCAACCAACCAAAACGACGCCGUUUCCGGUUUAGGUUAUCUCAGUCUUGUAAACCGAACCAGUAACGGUAAUCCUAAUAACCAUCUAUUUGCAGUUGAAUUCGAUGUUUUUCAAGACAAGUCUCUUGGAGAUAUUAACGAUAAUCAUGUCGGAAUCGAUAUUAAUUCGGUUGAUUCGAUUGUUUCGGUUAAAUCCGGUUAUUGGGUUAUGACAAGAAAUGGUUGGUUGUUUAAAGAAUUGAAGCUUAGUAAUGGAGAUAGAUACAAAGCUUGGAUUGAGUAUAGUAAUAAUCUUAAAGUUAUCUCUGUUACGAUCGGUCUUGCACAUUUGAAGAAACCAAAUCGGCCAUUGAUUGAAUCAAAAUUCGAUCUUUCCAAGAUUCUUCUUGAGAAGAUGUAUACCGGUUUUGCCGGUUCGAUGGGUCGUGGUGUUGAGCGUCACGAGAUUUGGGAUUGGAGUUUCCAGAAUUAA